CUCCUUUUAAAACUGCCCUGCUGUCCUCUUAAUCUACCCCCUCUCUUACUUUGUGGUAGUGAAGUUGCAGGGAGAGGUUCUCCCCUGACUCUCUCCCCUUCCCCCCCCCGCCGGGCUCUGCUCAGUAACAAUGGCGGAGAGCGGUGCGGGCGGAAACAGGGCCAGGGGCGGAUCCUGCUCCCUUACCCACAGCCCGGCUGGGAAAAGCCAGGGAGCCCCCGGGACUGCCGGCGCUGGGGAAUAUUGCAGGAAAGUGCAGGAGUGGCUGUGGCAGUAUUACAGCUACGUGCAGUGGCAGAGCUGGAUGAUGAUGAUGGCCCCGCUCCCUCCCUAUUACCCCUUCCCCGGCGGCGGCGGGGCCCGGCAUGGCGAGGGGGCGGCGGAGGAGGAGCAGGAGGAGGCCGCCAGCAAUCUCUACAAUCCCUUCCCGCUUCACCCGCACUUCUUCGGGGUCCCUGCAGUGCCGCAGAGUCCAGGUGAACACGCUCAGCAGCAGCAGGAGGUGGCAACUGCUUCGGCGAACGGUGUCAGGCUGCCGGCCCCUCAUGCACAGCAACAGGCAGGGAAUGUGCACCCGAGAGGACGUGAAUAUACUAUACCAUCCCUGAUGCAGCGAUUCCUCGCAGAGAUGGUGGAUUUUCUGAUCCUGUUCCUGCUAAAAGCUGUUGUGGUGCUGACUGUAAUGCACAUCUGUGGGAUCAAGGAUCUUUCCAAAUUUGCCCUGAAUUACAUAAUUGAAGAAAUUGAUGAAGACACCUCUUUAGAAGACCUUCAGAAAAUGAUGGCUGUAGCACUGAUGUACAGACUCUUAGUCUGUUUCUAUGAGAUCGUCUGCCUUUGGGGGGUUGGAGGGGCCACACCUGGCAAGUUCCUGCUUGGGUUACGAGUUGUCUCUUGCGACAGCUCAGUGCUUGUUGCUCCGAACCGGGUAUUGGUGAUUCCGGCACAGAAUGUCAGCAUCUCAUCGUCUUCAAUACGAGCAUUGAUCAAGAAUUUUUCAAUUGCCUUCUUUUUCCCUGCCUUUGUUACAUUGCUUUUCUUUCAACACAAUCGCACAGCCUAUGACAUUGUAGCUGGGACUAUUGUGGUAAAGAGAAGUGGAGCAAGAUGAGGAUACCACAAAAGACUUAUCUGUAAUUUUUUUUACUCUGCUCCUCGAUUUGCUGGAGUCCUGCAUCAUUCAGGAGGAGGAAGAGAGGAAAACACCUGUUGCUGUCUGGAUUCCAGAGUAAUGGAUCAUCUGAAGAACCAGUUGAGAAUGAACAUAUUUAUAGUAGUGUACCUGCCAUUCUAAUGAAACACAGGAAUUGACUUGGUCUUGGGAAUUAAUCUGCUCCAAUGCUUGACACCAUGAUCUUUAAAAUGUGGAUCUUGAUUGACUUUCAGGUUCUACAUCAGAAAUUUGCACAACUUGAAAUUAAUGUCUCAAAAUCUUCAAAAAAAAAGCAUGGCUUCAUUUUAUAAAUAACUUAAAAUUGAUAAAAAUCAAUGCAGAAUUGACUUUGCAAUUGACAGUCGCUGUUUUAUUUUAGUCCCUUCAUCGUGACACUUCUAUAUUUUGUGGUAUGUGACUGCUUUGGAAACUUUUGCCAAGGAAGAAAACUGUUUGCAGCCAGUCGAUCUUUGAAACUACAACCAGCGUGUUGAUGAUAGUUAUCAACUUCGCUCUGGAAACAACUGGACAGAUUUGGUUAAUUAAGAGAUUUUAUGUCUUGAAACCCUUCAGCUACAUAACCAGAGGGAAAACAAAUUUGAAAAAAGAGAGACUUUUAACUGAUACCUUAAAUAUACAGAAACAAGAUAUCAGUUGUUUUUAAAGCUGAUGCCUGUUCUGCAACAGUAAAUCCAUAUGCUCAGUAUUAGAGUUAAUUCAGUUUGGCUCCCUAGGAUUUUCAAGAUUUUUGGAAAAAAAACACUUAGUUAUAUAUUUUGUUCCAUACACUUUUUAAUGGAUAUUCUUGUGUACGUGAGUCAUUUGCUUUUUUAACUGAUUGUAUUAUCCCUUGCACACACUAUCAGUUGUUUUUGUGACUUGAUGUCCUGGUCCCUGAACUUACCAUCCCAAUGUAACAUAACUUGCUCAGAUAACUGUGUUUACACCACUUGCCAUUUUAUACAGGGGUUAGGCUCCUGUUUUGCUUUUACUCUGGGAACUAUCAAUUGUAAAUUCAUACUAAGCAUUCUCACACACCCAUGAUACUGGAACUGCCUACUUGUAACAUGGAUAAUCUCUAAUCGGUGUGAAAUAGCAGUCAGCAAUCAAACUCUUUGGAGGCCAAUUAAUGUUCAUUUAGUACUCUACCCAAGUUGCCAUUCAUGUUCGCUAGAUUCAAAUUCAUUCUCUUAGAUCCUAAAUGCUAUGACUGAAAAAUCAUGUAAUUUCCCAGCAUUUACAAUGCUCACUUAUCUCCUCACUCAUAUAAAAGGGUGGUUGGAGUGUGAUAUUCAUGGAUAUGCAUUUCAAGAGCCUUUAUAGUACACUUUAUUGAAGCAUUUUGAUGAUUUUUGAACUACUUGUCUUGUUUUUCCUCUUAAUUCUACUUAGUUGAGAUGCUUUGUGACAAUUGAUCCAGUGCAACCAUUCUUAAGAAUAUGCCAUAUUUGAUCAAUGAGAAUCCUGCUUGUGCUUUUUGGCAGAAGGAAAGGAGCAAUGGAGCCAUCAGACCCUAAGUUCAGGCACUUCACUUUACCACAGCAACAGUGUGUGACCACCUGCUCAUAUCCUCAUACCUCUGGCUAUAGAUGGAGGUGCCCCCGAGUGGUAGUGACAUUGCCAUUGUCAGAAUUGCAUAUACACCAGCUGAUGUGAACUCUAAAGCUGGCCUUGCCAGUGGCAUUACUGUGUCCUCCAGUUGUCUUGCUUUGCCUUUUUACAGGCUGUGAUGCUAUCCUAUGUGAAGGCAGCUUUGGAAUGCUAAGCAGAACCAUGCUGUUCUCAAGCACUUCAUUCAGCACUGCCUCCACUUUGUCAGUCAUCGAGCAGCAGAUUUAAUUGCUGCACUGCUCUGUAGACUUGACUCUGCAAUUAUUGUGCUGCUGCUGGCCAGAUACUUUUUUUUUAAACCUAAAAGAUUUUGCAAAGGUUGAAAAGUAUAUUAAAAACAUAAACUGAAUUUUUAAAGGCUAGCAGCUAUUUUGUCCACAUAUACAGCCAUUUGCUAUUGACUGGCCAUGUCCUUUUAAAUUUACCCUUUACCCUUCAUUAUCUUGCCUCAUCGUUGACAGCAUGCCAGGCCUACUAUGUGUCAAUGAAGCUGACUGCAGAGUUGGGUGUGAUCAGCACACUAAAGGCCCACUAAUGCAGAGUCAGAGGCCUGAUCUACCCCAGUUUUGCCACCCUGUCCAAACUGAAAAGGCGAUAAGCAAUGUUUGUAAAUACUGAUAGUGCUGUGCUAUGUCUGGGAAUUCAACUGUUCUCUUGGAAGGUACAGUGAUCAACCUUCUGCAAAAAAUUAUUUGUGUGCAUUACAAUAUUAAACUCAUUGGUUAAUGCACUUCCUCCUACCUCCCUGGAUUUUAUAUAUAAGUUUUCAUUUUAAAUACCCCUUGUAUGAAUUAUUUCCAUGACACACACAGCAAGCUGUUCCAGUGAUACACUCUGCUAGAAUUAUUUUUUGCAAGGAAAUCACAUCAUUUUAAGGAGGAAUUAAAUUUGGGAUUUAGGUUUCUUGGUUUGAUGGGAUGACUAUUUUUUUAAACUGCCAUUUCAGUCAAAUGUUAAACCUAGUGUUAUAUUGCUGUUCUGAUUUAACAGUAUGUGGUUUUAUAAGAUGUAAGUGAAAUUUGGUGCCAAGAAAGCCAUACGUGGUGGAACAUUUCUGCUGGUACUGCCCACCAGUGCUAAGCAGCAUCGAAUCAUUCCCAUAAAUACUGAUUUAAAGGGUAUCUUUGCUUGCUGUAAUAGUAUUGAAACUGCCCUUGCCCACUUCUGGAGGGAACAAUGUGCAGAAUGAUGUGCAGCCACCCCGCCCAAACACGCACGCUGCCCUGCACUUAAAGAUUAUAGAUCACUUUGGUUUUGCAGCUUGUUUAGUGAAGUAAUAAUAAAAUCAACUUGUGGUGUUUUGAGCAGUUGUUAGUUUUGCAGUAGGACAGCAUCUCUGCAAGUAACAUUCUGAUACACAGCAAAUAAAGUGGGCAAAAUUAAUUUCAAAGUUGAAAGUGGAUUUUUAAUCCAAAUACUUUUCUCAAUAGGGCUUGAAAAUUGAUCACAGAAAAGAGACAGUUUUUGAGUCUGCAGAAGGGUAAUUUUCCAUCUAUUAACAAUGGGUUUGUCACAACAUGGUCAGUAUUGUGGGAUAAUUUGGAAUUGACUUUUUAAAAUGACAACACAACAGAUUCUGCACCCCCAAUCUCUAGUUUAAGAGCGCAUGUGGGUUCAGAUCAUUUAGAAUAAAGAAAAUGCACUCUUUCCCUGAGUUAAUAGUUUCAGUAGAUUCAAUCAUCUUAUAAUUCAGCCAAUUUAAAAAGCAUAUAAAUGACAACUGCUCGUCAUGGGGGUUACACAUUUUGAAUUACUGGGUAACUUCUCCCAUUGGCCAGCAACCAUAAGGUUUUGCUAUGCUGAACCAGAUUAUAAGAGCUAUGGCUGAAAACACUGUUGACUUGCAUAUGUGUUUAAAGACUAGAUCUUAGCAUCCAGAUAAAGUAAGGGAAAAGAAGAUGUACUGAUUCGAUUACAAGUUCAGUGAAGCUGUAGUAUCAUGUGAAAAGCAUCAGGGAAAUCACUGAAGGAGUUGGAAAGGCUAGUAAAUCCAAUUUGCACCUACUUUUGAUGUGCUAACCAGAUUAAAGUCUACCAAGUUAACUAAACUAGUAACAUUGGAACCAUGUACCGUGACUGCUGACUGGGUAGUUUAUAAAGGUCUAGUGUUAAUGUGGAUAACUUCAGACAGCCAAUGUUGGCACGAUGGGCUGUACGGUGGCCUCCUGUAUGAUUUUCUAUGAACACAAUUAACAUUACACUAGGUGACAGUGUAGGGACGCAUUGAGAGAUUUCUUGGACUUUUAUUCCAAUGGAGCACCUGAUUGAUGGAUUUUAAUCCCUCUUAAAAUAGUGGAGGGCUGAAUUUUAUACGGGUGUCAUUAAGGGCUCUGCUGUAAUUUCAAAGCAGUUUAUAUAAGUGCAAACUCAAACUACAUAUACAUAUAUAUAAUAUUCACUCUUAAAAUGUUUAGUUAAUCAGCCAGUAGAUGUUUCAAACAUAAAUAAUUUGAUUCUGCAUUGGUAAGUAUUACACUUGGCCCAUCAAAUCGUUUUAUUGUCAGAUCCAUUCAUUCUAAACUAUUCUCAUUUGUAUUAUGCCAAAUUAUUCUGAUCAAGUGAAUGAAAAAGAAACCAUUACUGCAAUUUAAACUUGAUUAUAUUUAUGUGCGUGUAUGCUGUCCCAUUCUUAAUAGUAGGAUCAAGAAUAUUGUGUGGAAAAUGAGAAGUUGUCCCUUGAAAAUGUAAUUGGAAAGCAUAUAUUGGACUUGGACAUAUACUAGAAUGCUACCUGAAGUCCAAGGGUUAAAUUACGAGGUAAGAUUACACAAACUGGGGUUGUAUUGCCUGAAAUUUAGAAGUUUAAAGGAUGAUUUGAUAGAAGUUUUCAAGAUAUUAAGGGAAAAAUAGGAUUGACAAACUAUAGGGUAUUUUCCACUUGUUGGGAAGUCUAGGUCUAGGGAGUGUUAUUUAAAAAUGAGUGUCUUUAAUUUUAGGAGUGAAAUUAGGAAUCACUUCUACCCCAGUAUGGUAGAAGUUUGGAACACUCUUCCGUAAACAGCAGUUAGUGUACAAUUAUUUGUUCAUUUUAAAUGAGAUUGAUGGAAAAAGCAGGUACAUAGUGAGGUGGCCGUGAUCUUAUUGAAUGGCAAAAGAGGUCUUUGAUUUGUAAUUUUAAUUAAAAUUUUGAUGGAAUUGAAUAUAGACAACAAUUGACACAAUACCAAUCUGGUCCAGAUCAGCCGUCCGCCCAACUAAGCCAACCAGACUCUUCUGCCCCCCGCCCCCCAGGAGUCCCAAGUUGCUAUGGUAACAUGCACUUUUACAUGUAUGUCACGUUUGGAGCUAUGGAUAGUGAUGGUAGAGGCUCCAACAUUCCUUCCAUUACCUGGCUAUCCAGGAAUCUCCUGUUAUUACCACCUCCCAUUGGUGUACGUUGCAUGGAUUUACAAGUUAAUACUCAACCUGUUUAGCCUCACUAUGAGCACACCCCUGGAGUGGAACUUGGACCUGGAGCUUCUGGCUCAGAGGCAGGGAUGCUACCCACUGCACCACAAGACCUCAACAGAUUUAUUACAAUUGACAAAAGAAAGUUGGGUGGGGAAAGAGGGUGGUGUGCAGUGGGUGAAUUGGGAAUGGAAGAACUUUUCAGUCCAUUCCCAAAGAAUCAAUACAGGCAUGAUUAACUGAACGGCCUCCUGUGCUGUGUAAUUUUUAUACCAUUCCAUACCUAAAUGAAAUGAAGGUAAGACUAAAAACAAAAAACUGGAUGCUGGAAAUCAACUCCCUGGAAGAGGGAGUCUUACUCAACAUUGGGGAUAGUUCAGACUUCUGCACCUGAUUUGCGCACUCAAAUUUAGUAGCUGUGAAACAUUUUCAUUUUUGCACUGCCACUAAACUUGUUUAUAAAUGCAAGUGUAAAUUAAUUGGAAAAAGAACUUUGGUAUCAUAGCCUGACAUUGUUAGGAAAUGGUUCACAGACACCAUGAAAAUCCAAUGGUAUCAACUAUUUGAUGUGAGUUUGUGCUUAAAAACCAGCUAUGAACAAAAGGUAAAAUUUCACACAUGGGGCAUCUAACUUCUGUAAAGGUUGAUCCUGUAUAUGAUUUCACCUGAGCAAAAACAAAGGUUUGGUUCUGAUGUCUAUUCCAUGCUAUUUCAGUGUUACAUGACCUUCCAAUUUGUAACUAUAAAAAUAACCCUCAGAUGGAUGUUGCUAAUACUUGCAUUUGACAUUUAAAAAUUAUUGCAAUUUUUCUGUCACUUCUCCAGGUAUACUUCAGUUUUCCAGCUGUCCACCUCCCUACAUGCCUGGUGUCACAGCAAUGGUAACCUUGUGCUUUGGGUCAUGAGCGCUAGGAUAGUUGGAGAUUUUUUUUGAAAGAAAGCAGAACCUUUGCAGAUUUAGAUAAUUUGAAAAAUUCCUAUUCCAGUUCAUUUGAGGACAUUCCUGAUAGCAGAGGCCCUGAAGUUUUGUGUGUGCGCGCGAGAGACACAGGUUGAUCAACAUUGGACAGAUGGUCUCUGCACCACAAGGAAGAAUUGCUGAGUAACAAACUUAUUAAAUGUAAUAACUUUAAAAGUUGUAGUGUUAAUUGAGUCAAGCAGUUUGUAUGAGUCAGAAUUCUAAUAUUGUUUAUACUAAACAUGCAUUGAUUAUUGCCUAUAUCUAAGGAGCAUUGAUUAUUGUCUGUAUCUAUUGAGAAUUUAUAUAAUUUAUCAACCAACUUCCAAUAUUCAUCACUUCUGGAAUAUUAAAUUUGGUUUCACUUUA
Molecule: messenger RNA, 7478 nt
Organism: Carcharodon carcharias (great white shark)
Lineage: Eukaryota; Metazoa; Chordata; Chondrichthyes; Lamniformes; Lamnidae
Gene: fam8a1b
Product: family with sequence similarity 8 member A1b
Exons: 5
Coding region: 131-1111 (326 amino acids)
Source: RefSeq, a predicted model, not a curated record